Aplosporella prunicola CBS 121167 is the source of this 2440-nucleotide messenger RNA. RefSeq lists its product as uncharacterized. NCBI's taxonomy places the organism in Eukaryota, Fungi, Ascomycota, Dothideomycetes, Botryosphaeriales, Aplosporellaceae. The transcript has 2 exons. Bases 52 to 2289 code for a protein of 745 amino acids. Gene Ontology annotation, molecular function: protein binding. The record is from RefSeq and is a predicted model, not a curated record.
CGCCCGCAUCACGACCCCCCACAGAGACCCCCUUUCCUCUUCUUUCCACAAAUGCUCUCGUGUCGUUUGUGCCUUGGGCAUUCUCUGCGCGCCGUUACCCAAAGACCUCCGCUCACCUCGCCCGCCAACGCCCUCGCUCGCCUCGCCACUCGCCGUCCCAUUAACGGCCAGCGUCUCGCCGCGCUAUCACCGCCCUGCCGCAGCUAUGCCACCGCCGAACUAGCCGUCGACGCCUUGAGCGAAGCAGAUCGCUCCUAUGUUCCCUACGAAUACUCGCAGAAGGCGGCUGAGCGGAAAAAGGUCCUUGUGGGAAACCUCCACCGCAACCUGAAAAAUAGGGAGCUAGAUCCAGACGAGACCGCUUUCAAUGUGAAGCUCCUCAAGCGGAUAAACAACGACCCGCUCAAGCUCGCCGACUUUGUGAAUACUAGGCUGCGAUUUGACGAUGUCUCGCGCACGAUAGCCGUGGUGAGGUUUGCGAGCAAAUACAUGAACUGCGUCGUUAGCUGGAAUCAUGUCAUUAACCACAUAAUGUCACUUCACCGUGUUCCGGAGGCAAUGAAGAUAUACAACGAUAUGAAGAAGCGCGGCCAACGGCCGGACUCGUACACUUAUACCAUAGUUCUACGAGGCCUUGGCGACAAUGCGCACCAUGACAAAGAUGUCGUCGGCAACGCCCUCUCGGUAUACCAUUCUAUGUCCGCACCCAACUCCCAAGUUGAGCCGACAACCAUACACACGAAUGCGGUACUGCGAGCCUGCGCAAGGGCCAACAACAUGGACGCUCUAUGGGGUGUUGUGGCAAAGCUACCAGAAUCCGGAAGAGGUGCGCCGGAUACUCUCACCUAUAGUACGAUCCUCAACGCGAUCAGGUACAAUGCGAUGGACGCGCCUGUUGGACUUAAUUGGGAGGAGCUUGCGCGCAGACGAAACGAUGCCAUAAUCGACGGACGGAGACUCUGGGAAAACAUCGUCUCACGAUGGCGGAACGGCGACCUCAUGAUCGACGAGGGCCUUACUUGCACCAUGGGGAGGUUGCUCCUCUUGGGUGAGCGGCCCAGAGACUGGGACGACGUUUUAUCGCUGGUGCAGCAGACGAUGGAUAUCCCGCGUCUCACUCCCCGCCUAGGUAGCGAUGAGCCACGUGGGGAAGUUGACUUCAGCCAGCAAGCGCUUCCGUUUACACCCAAGGACUUUAAAGACGCGGAUCUACAGCCAAUCGACCCGGACGACAAGUGGCGACCCGGCGGAGAAUUCGACCCCGUUGAACGUGAGGUGAUGGGCAGGAAAAGGAGAAGCAAAUACACGGUAGUAUAUGCCAGACCUGGACACAAUACGUUCUCUCUCAUUCUGGCAGCCUGUCUGAAAAUGGCGGCCAAAAAGGCCGCGUUGGAUUACUUCAAGCUGUUCACAGGCCCGGAAGGCUACAAACUCGAACCGGACCACGAUAACCUGCACAUGUUUCUACGCAUUCUACGACAGUCACGCUCGAGCGCAGAAGCGGUAGAGUUUGUACGCGUGAUGGUAGAGAACAAGAAGUUCGUAAUGUCAAAAACGUUCCGCAUCGCCAUGUCGACAUGCGUGCGCGAUAAGAACAACCCGAACAUCUUCAAACACGCGUGCGAGCUCAUGGACCUGAUGGAGAACUCGCUGCGCGAGAUGGACGGCGGCACCGUGGCCAUGUUCGCGGGCCUGGCUGCACACCUCAAGAAUCCGCGCGACAUCCUGUACAUGCUCAACCGCACGACGUCCUCUGCCCACGACUUGCGGCGGCUGCUGACAUUCAAGCGGCCCGAGACGAGGAGGGAUAAGGAGGAGAUGAAAGAGCUGAUCCCCGCUCGCAGAAAUGCUAUUGAUGCCCUACGCCAUAUGCAAGCCUGCUGCGACCAGUUGCUGCUUAAGGGCGCCAUCCCAGCGGAUUUGCAGGGUCAGUUCAUGGAGCGCAAGAUUAUGCUGACGAAGCAGCUCAACCAGGCCCAGUGGAUUGACCCUGACUUGGCGUCGUAUGAGUUCAAGAAGAAAUACGGAAAGUUGCUGCGCAAAAGAGACGAUCUCGGCUACAGCCAAAAGCGCGAGCAGAGAGGUACGCGGGGGCACGGGCAAAGGCGUGAGAUGGGACGCGGGCAGGAGCGCGAGAUAAAAGGUAGACGGGCGUCCUCCCGGAUGGGGCGCGGACAGGGGCGCGUACAGGCGCGCGGACGACAGAGCGGGCGCGAGCGCAGGCCUGAGGGGCAUAGGGGCCGGGAGACAAACGGGGAAGAGCGGCCAAAAGAGAAUAGGUUGUGGUGAUGAUGGGUUUGAACUGCGGAGUUCGUUGGCGUUGGGUGGGAAAAGGCAGGCUUAUGUCCAUAUGAUACGGCGUCCCUGUGACGUCUUCUGUUUAUUAUCUACUCCAUCCUCACGAGCGGGCUGCGAAGCUGCGCCUGCUCUAUGUAUGUGU